Molecule: messenger RNA, 1878 nt
Organism: Lemur catta (Ring-tailed lemur)
Lineage: Eukaryota; Metazoa; Chordata; Mammalia; Primates; Lemuridae
Gene: PPP1R3G
Product: protein phosphatase 1 regulatory subunit 3G
Exons: 1
Coding region: 191-1291 (366 amino acids)
Biological process (GO): regulation of glycogen biosynthetic process
Cellular component (GO): protein phosphatase type 1 complex
Molecular function (GO): glycogen binding; protein phosphatase 1 binding
Source: RefSeq, a predicted model, not a curated record
CCCACUCCGCCCCGCAGCAGCAGCUAAAAGCCCGCGCGGCUGCAAAGUAGAACUGCGUUCUCUCCCCGAGCCCGGCGGGCGAGCCGGAGCUGGAGCUGUGCGUUCCUUCAAAGGCACGAGGAGUUAAGUCUCAGGAGGAGUCUUGAGUGCCGGUUUGAGGCCCGGACAAGUCCUCGGGCAGGACGGCGUCAUGGAGCCCUCCAGGGCGCGGCUGACAAGUUUGGAGGCGCCGGCAUCAGCGCCCUUUGGAGAAUCCCCGCCGGCGGAGGAACUGCCCGAUACGGAGGUCCUCUGCUUGGAGGGUGGUGAGGAGGGCGGUGGCACAACGGAGGCCCGGCACCCUGACGCUCAGCUAGGGGACAGGCCCCUCUCCCGGAAGGAAGAGACUGCCCCCCAGGAGCAGGAGGAGCUGCUGGAGUGCCGCCACCGCGGCCGCGGCGCGCGCUCCUUUUCCCUGCCGGCCGGCCCCCUCCUGCAGGCGGCCAAGUUUCUGCAGCAGCGGCAGCAGCAGCAGGCCCUGGGGUUAGGCGGCGAGGACGCCGAGGGGGCUGAGGACGCGCCGCACAGCCCUGGAGGCUGCUGCGCCAAAUGCAAGAAGCGGGUGCAGUUUGCGGACACGCUGGGGCUGAGCCUGGCCAGCGUGAAGCACUUCAGCGAGGCCGAAGAGCCGCAGGUGCCGCCCGCUGUGCUCUCGCGCCUCCGCAGCUUCCCCAUGCGGGCGGAGGACUUGGAGCAGCUGGGGGGCCUGCUGGCCGCGGCGAGUGCGGCCGCGCCCCUCUCCGCGCCGCCUCCCGGGCUCCGGCCGCUCUUCCAGCUCCCCGGGCCGAGCGCCGCGGCCGAGCGCCUGCGGCGGCAGCGCGUGUGCCUGGAGCGCGUGCAGUGCUCGGCGCCCUGGGGCGCGGAGGUGAAGGGCUCGGGCCGGGUGCUCGGCUGCCCGGGGCCCAGGGCCGUGACCGUGCGCUACACUUUUACCGAGUGGCGCUCCUUCCUGGACGUGCCGGCCGAGCUGCAGCCCGAGCCGCUGGAGCCUCAGCAGCCAGAGGCGCCGUCGGGGAUCUCCGGACCAGGGUCCGAGGAUGCUGAGAAAGAGCCCGGCACGGAGCGCUUCCACUUCUCGCUGUGCCUGCCCCCGGGCCUGCAGCCUGAGGACGGGGAGGAAGCGGACGCGCGCGGCGUCGCCGUCCACUUCGCUGUCUGCUACCGCUGCGCGCAGGGCGAGUACUGGGACAACAACGCGGGGGCCAACUACACGCUGUGCUACACGCGCCCAGCUGAUGGGGCUCAGCUUUGAAGGACCGUGGGCAGCCCCUCCCGAGGGACUUGCUGGGACGCUUUGCUGAGCAUUGUGGAUCUGGCGUGAGGGGAGCGCGAGGGAAAGGAGGGAGCCGCCGAACCAUAAACUCGCACCCCAGGCGGACCCCUGAGCCAGUUUAGUGAGCCCAAGCAAAGCUCCAAAGGUCUCUCACCACUCGUACCUUCCUAGAUGGCCUCUAGGAUGCCCAGCGUGCGUCAGAAUGGGAAGAAAUCCCCUCGGCCCCGGCAGUAACUUGAGCCAAGAAAGAGACUACCGACUCUUGAGCGUGGUUCUAAGACCUUGGGAAUUGUUUUUAAGUCUACAUGUCAUAUUUUAGCUCUUGCAGCUUGCUGGAGACCCCUGGGGAAAGGACAAGCGUCCUGACACCGUGCGCUAAGGGAAGACGCCCGACCGUGGGCGCCCGCGUGGCACCUCUGUGCCCCCUCUGUGCCCCGGCCUAUUUCUCAGAGAAAACCGGGUGGGGGCUGGGCCAGGUCCUUUUCUUUUUGCUGGCAUCUGGGAAAUGUUGGCCCAGACUUAAUGUUAUUUACUUGUGCGAUUGUGUACAAAUGUCCUUUAAAAAA